Messenger RNA from Lingula anatina, 1267 nucleotides. Its product is annotated as small nuclear ribonucleoprotein F. Gene Ontology annotation, molecular function: RNA binding. Gene Ontology annotation, biological process: spliceosomal snRNP assembly; mRNA splicing, via spliceosome. The record is from RefSeq and is a predicted model, not a curated record. Gene Ontology annotation, cellular component: U1 snRNP; pICln-Sm protein complex; catalytic step 2 spliceosome. Lineage: Eukaryota; Metazoa; Brachiopoda; Lingulata; Lingulida; Lingulidae.
UAAAGUCCCACAAUGCACUUUUGUUUACGCGGAAGUCGGUGUUGCGCGUGCGCAGAACGUGUGGAAAGCGUGCGAAAAAGGAACCGGCAAGAGAAAGAGAUGGCUUCGACACUUCCCAUGAACCCUAAACCCUUCCUGAAUGGGUUAACAGGAAAACCAGUCAUGGUGAAACUAAAGUGGGGAAUGGAGUAUAAAGGAUACUUAGUUUCAGUAGACGGAUACAUGAAUCUUCAGCUUGCAAAUACAGAAGAAUAUAUUGAUGGAGCUUUAUCAGGCAAUCUUGGAGAAGUUCUCAUUAGGUGUAAUAAUGUAUUAUACAUCAGAGGUGUAGAGGAAGAAGAUGAAGAGGGAGAGAUGAAAGACUAGCAAAAGUUUUUUUUUAUUUUUACCAAAGACUCAUGUUCUGAAAGUUGCUCUUUAUCUGCUGGAGACAUCAUUUCAUUAAACGUCAAAGAAAAAAAGAGCAGAAUGUUCAACUUAGUGUGCUGAUUGUUUUAGGCAUCUAUUUCAUGAUGCUCCAGCAGUGGCAUUUUUAAUUGAAAAAUGUACACAUUACAAUUGUUUUAUAAAAUUCGUCCCAUGCAGUAUAGUCAUUUCAUUUUUCUUUGUUAAUUUUCAAAGACUUCCUUAAAGCAAAAUGUUUGCAUUCCAUGAAUUCAGAACUGUAGUUGACACAGUCUUCUAUAUAGACAGAUUGAAACCAAUUUCAUGGUUAUUAGUUGAAAAGUUGGAUUAUUGAUAUUGAUGAACUAAAAUUAAUGGCAAAAGCAUUGUCAUCUGUAUGUUACUGUAAAUAUUCUGCUUAAUUGAUUCAAAGUGGGUACUUCAUAAUGAUCAUGUGCUUUGAAAGUGACAAUGGAGCCACACCGAAGUGUGUAUGCAAGUCUAGGGGCAAAUUGGUAAGCAUUCAUUCCCAUUCCUAUUGGACAGCAGAAGCCUGCUUGUGGAUGGUAGUUUUCAAAAAAACCUGAGAAACUUUUAAUGGGUUGUUAAGAUUUUCCCGUUUCUGCACAUUCUUAAGUCCUGGUGUAUUGUAAAGACAAGUGAGCUGAACAGUUUGACUAACAGUCAAGAUUGCGUCAAAUGACAGUGUUCUGUGAAGCAAAUCUCCUUAGGAAUAUCAAGGAUAUAAACCUGAGAAAUUGCUUAAUUGGCAAGUCUGUAUUGUUGACCUGUAAUUACAGCAUUGUUGUAAAAUACAAUAAUUAGGGUAGACAUUGCUUUUAACUUGUCACCCAGCAGUUCCAAAAUAAAACUUUUUAUAGUA